AGUAAUGAAUGUUUUUUUUUUCUCGUUGCAGGUGAGUGUCGGAGUUAAGCCGUGUGUUAAGUUGGUUGCCGGCAUGGCGCUUCCCUCCGCAGCCGUCUAGCCGCCGUCACGCAGCUGGUCAAGGUGAGCUUCAGCUAACAGUCUCCAUGUAGAGGGGGCGGUGGUAGAGUGAGCGCGAGGAUCUAGUGUGAGUGAGGUCCCUCGGCGGCACACGUCCCCAGCCCGCCAUGGAGGGGACCAGGUCCCUGCUCUCAGACAGACUAGAGGCCCCCAAGCCACACUUCUCUCUGCGGCUGGAGGACGCUCCCCCCCUACUGCCGGACAGGGGUAAGUCCCCCCUCACUCUGGCCAUGGACGCCUCUAAUUCCCAUCUGAGCUCUGUGGCUGAAAGCUUCAAGUCUCACUUCCCCCCAAACGCGGAGGGCGCUAAGUCACUCCUGCAAGACUUGGAGGGAACUAUGGCCCUUCUUGCGGCCCGGGGGACGGAGGGCGCCAAGGCCAUGUACCCCAUGGGGAUGGAGGGCCUCCGCUCCUUCCUGCCAUACGGCGGCGAGGGCGUCAAGUCGUACCUGCACGAGCGGAUGGAGAAGCCCCACAAAGCCGUCCGGGAGAGGAGAGAGGAGAGCAAGGGGUCGGAGGGGAGCGGGAACCCCGAGAGCGGCGAGGGGAAGAGGUGUCAGCAGCACGAGCGUCCGCGGGAGGCCAAGAGCGGCUCGGCCAGGAGGGAGGCGAGCCCCAUGGCCCAGCAGUUGUCCAACCCUCGCCACGACGCCCAUCUCGUCCACGCCAUCAGAGAGUUGCACGAGGAGGAGUUCGGUCUAGAUGCUGUGCUCCUGGCCGAGGGCGGCCACGUGGGGGCUCACUGCGCUGUUCUUGCAGCCGCUUCUCCUUUCCUCAAGACCCUGCUCCUGCACGCCAACGACCAUCCUGCCAUCAUCUCUGUCACAGGAACUACAUUAGCAACUCUUCAGGCACUGGUUACAUGCCUAUACACAGGUAGCAUUCCAGCUGAUGCAAGUUUGUAUAACCUCACAGAAGCCGCCAAACUUUUGAAGAUGGAUGAUUUGGCAACCGUCCUACAGAAAACACUUCUUGCUCAAGGUGGAUCUCUCCUGGACGUGUCCAAGGCUUACUCCUCUUUGAGGCCCAAUAGUGGGUACACGUCGCUGGCCCCAGGCUCGGGCCAGGAAUUGCGGUUCGAAAAGACGGGCAAGAAAAUCCGCAGCAAUCGGUUGGACCAAAUUCUGUACCAGAAACUGAAUGUGAAUCAUUUGGCACCAUCUGACAUCCCUGAUCCCACUCAUGUGCCUCCCCAGGAUCCUCCCCAUGUGCCUCCCCCAGAGUCUCCCCGAGUGCCUCUCCUAGACUCCUCUAGAGUGCCUCCCCCUGACCCCCGAGGGGGAAUCUUGGGUGAACUGCUCACCAAGGCAGAUCCUCUGCGAACAGUGUUCUCCACCCAGUCAGCGUACUCCAUUGCUGAUUUAGGAUUUGAUUCUUCGGGCACUCCUCUCAGACCUCUUAACUUGUCAAAGCCUAACAAGAGUCACUCUCCUUCCAGCACUUCCUCAAUUUCCUCCGCGUACAGCACUUCCUCAGUGUCAUCACCUUAUACUUCUUCACUGAGUUCUACAUCUUCCACCACCACGACAUCAUGCAGCUUAUCGUCUUCAAGUAUUGCAUCCCAGUCAGAUAUUAACCUUAGUACCCUGUCAUCCUUGGCAUCAGCAAUGCCUGCGGGCAGUAUGUCAGGUCUCCUCACGUCUUUGACACCAUCCAGCUUACCUUCAAUGAUGUCGCAGUCGGCCCUUGCAUCUCUUGCUACUUCUUCGACAUUAGCUUCUCUUGCAGCCCAACACCCCUCUGUUCCCACUUCUCCAUCCAAGAGCAAAAGCUCUCCUAACUUUGGGAGUAAUAGGAGCAGAAGUUCCAGCAAGAGUAGCUGCAGUGGGAGAAGUAUCAGCAGACCUAAUAGUAGCAGUAACAGUAAUAACAACAGAAAGUCUAGUCAGCACAGCCUACCAUUAUUGUACACCCUAAAAGGUGGAAUAAUGACCCCAGAAGUUGCCAAGGAAGUAUAUGAACAGUUGAAAUUAAAUCCACAAUUAGCUACACUUGCUGGUUUUAACAAUCUGCAUAAUAUGUCCAGUCUUAGCAGCUCUAGCAGCCUCCAGAACUUGGCUGGUCUCCAUAAUCUAUCAAGUCUGCAGAGUUUUCCAUCCCUCUUCCCUUUCCUUGCACCUGUAUCAACUGAAAGCUCGUUAGCUAGUGGAAGUGCCAUUUCCUCUGGUGGCAAGAAAUCACAGACAUCGCCAGUGCCACCUUCAAGUGAAUUCUGUGAUGGAAAUACAAGUUCUGUACCAAAUACAAAUGAUGCAAACUCAGUACAAGCUUCCUCUGAUGAACCUCAUGUGGCCCUUAACUUGAGUAGUAGUGCAACAACUACAAGGAGUGAGUCUCCAGAUGUGGUUACCGUAGAGGAUUCUAGUGUGCCAGUUACUUCUGCAAACGGCAGUAUUACUCAGCCUUCAGCUCUUUGUGUUACUGUGGACGAUGAUGAAAAAAUAAUUCCAGUAUCUCAAACGACACCCGUAACGGAUGUAAUUGCUAAUGGUCCUACUACCUUGUGUCACAAUUCUGUGGAUGGUGCAAUUGAUGUGGUGGGAAGCAAUGAAGAUGGUUUGCCUAGUGUUAGUGUGGCAGCUGGACUGGCCCACAGUGGCAUCGUUUCGCUUUCAAGUCAGAGCAGCACUUUAGACGGCAGCAGUCUUCCUCUGCUUCUCAUGAGUUCCGGAUCAGCAUUAAGUGGACUCGCUCAGUCACAAAGUGAUAUCAAAGCUAUCACUGACCUCUCUCCUGAUUCUCAGGGUGCACUGCAGGAUUCAAGCAAGCUGGCUGCAGAGCUUGUGGAAACAUGUGAAGACAUUGGAAUUGAAGUUGUGGACGAAAUUCCUGGAAUUAAUCGCUGCCAUGUACAUGCGCGGAAAACUCUCUAUCAUGCUGGCCAUAUGGGGAGAAAACGGAAAGGAUGCGGAGAGUGUGAAGGUUGUCAAGUAGUUGAAGACUGUGGCCAAUGUAGGUUUUGCCGUGACAAGGCAAAGUUUGGAGGUCCUAACAGACUAAAGCAAGUUUGUGUCUAUAAAAGAUGUGUCUUUGGAGGGACUCCUAAUAGAAGAGAUGUGUCUGCUCACAGUGGUGGAAAAAGGUGCGAGGAAGAUGUGGCGGCUGCGAUGGGUGUCACAGCAGAGCGACUGCGUGCGAGUGCUACAUCUUGUCUCCACAACGCAGCACAGCCACCAGCGCGGAGAAAGUUCAACACAGUUCUUUCCACCCCAGUUUGUGAGAUGCGGGUUUGCGAGCAGCAGCAGAUGGAGAAGUGCGCGCGCAGCUCUCAGUGUUGGGCGGGAACCCUCGCUUACUCAACCGACUCGCUCAUGGCAGAAAGUCUGGGCAUGACUCCGGCACCUCUAGUCCUACUCAGAUGGCCAGCCUAG
Molecule: messenger RNA, 3491 nt
Organism: Penaeus vannamei (Pacific white shrimp)
Lineage: Eukaryota; Metazoa; Arthropoda; Malacostraca; Decapoda; Penaeidae
Source: RefSeq, a predicted model, not a curated record